This is a messenger RNA of Linnemannia hyalina, 3228 nucleotides long. The record is from the annotation of a GenBank genome assembly. NCBI's taxonomy places the organism in Eukaryota, Fungi, Mortierellomycota, Mortierellomycetes, Mortierellales, Mortierellaceae.
AUGACUACCUCCACUGAGCGACGCCCAUCGCGUCUCGCAAAACUCAAUGCCGGCGACAAGAUCAAGGAUCAAAUGGACCACCUCCUCUACCUCGCCAGCGGGAGAGCCUACCUCGACGACGAAGACGACAACAACAAUGAUAACGACAACAACAACAUCAACAGCAACGAGAAAGAAACUAUUGCUCGACCUGCUGCGCAGUGGAAACGGAGGCCUGCCGAAGGUCCGAGCGAUACCGAGCGCGCCACUGCCACUCAGGAUACAACCUCAACCUCAGCCGCCACUGGUACCGACGUGUCCAAGAAGGCUCGGAGUCGAUCGAAAAGGCAAAAGACAGAUGAAGGCGACGGCGGUGGCGAGGCGGUUGGUAAAGAGUCUUUAGGUCUGGUAGAAGUGGCGGUCAAGCGGAAGCCUGGGCGGCCCAAGAAGCAGCAGUCUGGUGAUCUUGACACAUCUGAUCAGGUGGAGCCAUCAACACUAACGACGGAAGUCGAGAAGAAGCGCGGAAGGCCCAAGAAGCAAAAAGCUGGCGACGGUGACAGUGAUGCUACAGCAGAUCAGGACGAGUCUUCCAUACCAGCAGCGGAGAUCAAGAGGAAGCUUGGGCGACUCAAGAAGCAAGAAGCUGGCGACGUUGACGGUGACGCUACAGCGAAUCAGGACGAGUCUUCUAUACCAGCAGCGGAGACCAACAAGAAGCUUGGGCGACCCAAGAAACAGAAGGCGGAUGAUGGCGUCAAAGGCAAGGUGGGCGAUGUAGAGUCAUCGAUGCCGGCGGAGGCGACCAGGAAGAAACCCGGACGACCAAAGAAACAAAACACAGUUGAGGCAGAGGACGGAGUCGAUCACACAGAGCCAUCAGUACCGACGGAGGAGCCCAAGAAGAAACUCGGACGACCAAAGAAACAAAACACAGUUGAGGCAGAAAAUGGAAUCGAUAACACAGAGCCAUCAGCACCGACGGAGGAGCCCAAGAAGAAACUCGGACGACCCAAGAAACAAAACAUAGUUGAGGCAGAAAAUGGAACCGAUAACACAGAGCCAUCAGUACCGACGGAGGAACCCAAGAAGAAACUCGGGCGUCUUAAGAGGCAGAGGACGGAUGACGACAAGGAAGGUGAGGCCGAGCACCCAGAGUCAACGAUACCAACAGACAAGGUCAAGAAGAAACAGGGACGGCCCAAGAAACAAACGACAUCCCAAGGUGAUGGCGGAAUUGAGCACGACGAGUUACCAGCGGAGGAACCAAAGACAAAAACUGGACAGCCCAUGAGACAAAGGACGGAUCAGGAGAUUAUGAACCAAGUCGAAGCUUUGAUGUCGGCGGAACCCAAGAGACGGCAAGGACGGCCCAAGAAGGAGACAGGAGAUGUGUCUGAAAGUGACGACGAAGAGUCAUUGACGUCAAGGAGAGAGGCCAAGACACGAGAAGGGCGGACCGGGGAUCGACUACAGCAGUGGACAAUCGGCGACAUCCAAGAAAACUCUUCAGACUACAGACAAGAUCUUACGUCAAAGAGCGAUCCAGAUAGUGAUAAGGACGGGAGCAACUACUUGGACGACUCGGACGACUCGGACGACUCGGGUGUUCAAAGUAAAAGAAAAACUCCGACUGGGAAAGAGACGGAAAUGGAUAGGGUGGCACGUGUUCCAGAACGAGAACGGGGGAGACAGGAAAAACUGGAUGGAAAGGAAGCCAGAUCUAAGGCGAAGAAGGAGCUGAAGGCCAAGAACCGGAAGAGGGUCAGGCAAUCGUUCCUGGCGAUUCCUGUCAGCGUCCAACUGGCGCAUGCUGCUGAAAAUAUGGCCAUUCAGGACAAUCAGCAACAGCCGACGGAAACCCUGGAGUACCCGGCCUUGGACCGUCACAACCACAGCCUCAUUUAUCAAGUUCUCAAACCCGAGCAGACAGGAUUGUCUUACCGAUGGCCCGUUCGAGAGGAACUCUUACAUUCCAUCCCUAAAUCAUCUUUUGCAAGUGCGACGGACGAACUCGACGAUAUCGAAAAACACGGCCUGGGGUUUGUGGAGGAGCUCACGGGCGUUCCCAAGAACGAGGAAGACUACAGCGGGACCGACGCAGAGAACGACAACGCUGGAUCUAACGAGGAUGUCCAGGAGACAGGUGAUGAGGAAGAUUCUGAGGGGGAAGACGAUGGUGAUCAAUCGGCGGAGGAGUCAGCAAAGGAGAAAGCAUUGAGACGGAGACGUGAGCUCUAUGCUACGCGCGCGCGUAAAAACGCACUGGAAGGCCUUUUGGAUCGAGAGGAGCCAGCGGCAAGAGAUCGAGGCAAGCGACAUGAGGAUGAGCGAUUUGCUAAUGCUCGUCUGGAGGCGGUGCAGGCAUUGUUCGACGGGGAAAUUGCCCGUUUCGCUCAGGUCCAGUACCGGAAAGGAGUCCAGGAGCGAGUCCAUGACCUGGAGCAGUUCCAAAAGUCGACCCUUUCAGAAUCCUAUCAUCAGGCCGUCCGUGCGCCCAUUGGGUCUGAGCUUUCUGGAUUUGACCAAGAGGACGACUUGACGCGGCUCCAACAGCGGGCGAUUGCGUUUUCAGCCGAGGAUGCUGUGCGAAAGUCGUUGGAUCGGAUGGCAUAUGUGGUGCGACAGGGCUCGUUGCUGCGGAUGCCAGCGAAGCCCAGAAUCGAAAAAGCAGUGUUCAGGAACAAGUAUGAACGUGGAUGGGACACCGUCAUGACCUCUGCAGCAUUGGCCGGUAUCGACGACAGGAUCUUGAAGAAGGUGUCAAUGCGGAUGCAGAACCUGUUGAGCAAGUCCAAGAACAUCCAUCAUUACGAGGUUGCCUCUGAGGGGAAGUGGAUGACUGUCGAGGAUGCAAUCGACAGAGCCAAGGACCCGUCAAGUGUCCCUCCCCAAGAGAAAGCGCAUUUUGUGGACCCCAUGGACCCUGCCUUUGAUCCAAGAGUGUUGGCGCUUAAUGCAAAGCAUCGUCGUCACAAGGAGAAACAUGCCCCAGUUGCAGCAGCUGUCAAGCAGCAACUGGGGAAGGGUUCAGUGAUGAUCUCAACAACAACAAGGUCGGGGCCAUUGUCACCAGUGUUGUCAGUGUCGUCAGGAUCAAGCGCAGGGUCAAGGUCAGGGUCAAGGUCAGAGUCAUGGGCAAGUUCCAAUUUGGGAGGAACUGCAAGUGAGAGUGGCAGUGGCAGUGAGAGCGAGAGUGAAUCAUCUCAUAACAGCAGUGACGACGACGAUGCUGACGGGAGCGGUUGA